UCGCCCAGCCAUGCGCCGCCCGGGCGCGCCAGGCGCUCGCCUGGCGCCGCUGCUGCUUCUCCUGCUGCUUCGGGCGUGUGUCUCUUCGGUGCUGGGGAGUCAGACGUGUCUUGGGGAGAGCUGUUCACCCCUGAUCCAGCGUCGCAGCCGAGAUGCUCGGGGACCGGGAAAUGCUGCUGCGAGCGACGUCCUGCGAGUCCGUGAGCCCAGGGAAGGAGGGCUGAAGGCGGCCGGGCAGGUGGCGUCCUCCUGGGACCAACCUGUGGUCCCCGGCCGUGACCCAGGUGCGGACCGAGGGGCGGAGGCGUCCGAGCCUCGGCUCUCGGGACCCCCGACGAGGUCCCCCGGCCGCUGGAGAUGGAAAAGUGCCCGCGGUCUGGAGCGCCCUGGAAAUCCGAGGAGAGGGGACCCCACGGAUCUCCAACUUUACCUGCAGACUUCCGAAGAGGAAGAGGAGAGUCCCAGAGGCUCGGGCAUUCCCCGACGACGCAGCCAGGAGCCGGAGCCAGGAGCCAGGGAUCUUUUCUACUGGCCAAGGAGAGCCGGGGGACUCCAAGGUUCCCAUCACAAACUUCCUCCCAAGCUGGGCUACGGACCCUUAGGGCUGGAAGGGCGCACUGUGGCGCUCCCCGGGAGGGCGCUACCCCAGAAUGGGUCCUUGGGUGAUGAGGUCCACGAACCUGGGGGUCCCCGCCGGGGGAACAGCACAAGCCGUCGCUUGAGACUGAAGAAUCCCUUCUACCCGCUGACCCAGGAGUCCUAUGGAGCCUACGCGGUCAUGUGCUUGUCCGUGGUGAUCUUUGGCACCGGCAUCAUUGGCAACCUGGCGGUGAUGUGCAUCGUGUGCCACAACUACUACAUGCGCAGCAUCUCCAACUCUCUUUUAGCCAACUUGGCCUUCUGGGACUUUCUCAUCAUCUUCUUCUGCCUUCCACUCGUCAUCUUCCACGAGCUGACCAAGAAAUGGCUGCUGGAGGACUUUUCUUGCAAGAUCGUCCCCUAUAUCGAGGUGGCUUCUCUGGGUGUCACCACCUUCACCCUGUGUGCGCUGUGCAUAGACCGCUUCCGUGCCGCCACCAACGUACAGAUGUACUACGAAAUGAUUGAAAAUUGUUCCUCAACCACCGCCAAACUGGCUGUUAUAUGGGUUGGCGCUCUGCUGUUGGCUCUCCCAGAAGUCGUCCUCCGCCAGCUGAGCAAGGAAGAUUUGGGGUUCAGUGGCCGAGCUCCCGCAGAACGGUGCAUUAUAAAGAUCUCUCCCGAUUUACCGGAUACCAUCUAUGUCCUGGCCCUCACCUACGACAGCGCCAGGCUCUGGUGGUAUUUUGGUUGCUACUUCUGUUUACCCACCCUGUUCACCAUCACCUGCUCUUUAGUGACUGCCAGGAAGAUCCGUCAGGCGGAGAAAGCCAGUACCCGCGGGAAUAAGAGGCAGAUCCAGCUGGAAAGCCAGAUGAACUGCACAGUGGUGGCCCUGACCAUUCUGUAUGGGUUUUGCAUCAUUCCUGAGAAUAUCUGCAACAUCGUCACGGCCUACAUGGCGACGGGGGUCUCUCAGCAGACCAUGGACCUUCUCAACAUCAUCAGCCAGUUCCUUUUGUUCUUCAAGUCCUGCGUCACCCCCGUGCUCCUCUUCUGUCUCUGCAAGCCCUUCAGCAGGGCCUUCAUGGAGUGCUGCUGCUGUUGCUGCGAAGCGUGCAUUCAGAAAUCGUCCACGGUGACCAGCGAUGACAACGACAACGAGUACACCACGGAGCUCGAGCUGUCGCCCUUCAGCACCAUCCGCCGGGAGAUGUCCACCUUCGCUUCUGUCGGAACGCAUUGCUAACCGAGGACUGGACUUGGCAUCAUCAGCCUUGUUCAUUUGUUUGGUUUUCCUAUGGGGUGAAAGUUUUUACUUCGUAGUUUUCCUUACAGGAAAAAAAAAAACAUGCAAAAGGAAAGAAAAAAAAACAAGAAAAACAUAUUAACUACUAUAGAACUGAUUUUUUUGCAAAUUUAAUAUUUGUGCUCGGAGAAAGACAUGUUUAUAUUUAGUUAUUUAAGAAGAAUGGAGAAGGCUGAUAGUUUUAGAUCAUUUUAGCUGGUCUGGUGCUAAUAUUUUAUUCAAGAAAAGUUGCUGCACCUUAACUUAAUAGCUAGAUUUCUUGCUUUCUUUUAAAAAAUAUAAUCCUUGUAUAUUGGUUCUAGCCAUGUGAUAUUUGCAAGUUAUUUUACGUUUCGGUUGUGAUCGAAAGUAUAUUGUAUAUGGUAUUGUGAGAUGAUUUGUAUGUUGAGGAAUUUACAAAGUAGCACCAAAUAAAUUACACUCUAUUCUUUAA
Molecule: messenger RNA, 2321 nt
Organism: Dipodomys ordii (Ord's kangaroo rat)
Lineage: Eukaryota; Metazoa; Chordata; Mammalia; Rodentia; Heteromyidae
Gene: Gpr37
Product: G protein-coupled receptor 37 (endothelin receptor type B-like)
Exons: 2
Coding region: 11-1828 (605 amino acids)
Biological process (GO): adenylate cyclase-inhibiting G protein-coupled receptor signaling pathway; positive regulation of MAPK cascade
Cellular component (GO): signaling receptor complex; plasma membrane
Molecular function (GO): G protein-coupled peptide receptor activity; prosaposin receptor activity
Source: RefSeq, a predicted model, not a curated record